This is a messenger RNA of Zophobas morio, 9145 nucleotides long. RefSeq names its product vitamin K epoxide reductase complex subunit 1-like protein 1 (gene Vkor). The coding region runs from base 4681 to 6510 and encodes 609 amino acids. The record is from RefSeq and is a predicted model, not a curated record. The transcript is spliced from 2 exons. Gene Ontology annotation, biological process: vitamin K metabolic process; proteolysis; peptidyl-glutamic acid carboxylation. Gene Ontology annotation, molecular function: vitamin-K-epoxide reductase (warfarin-sensitive) activity; nucleic acid binding; zinc ion binding. Lineage: Eukaryota; Metazoa; Arthropoda; Insecta; Coleoptera; Tenebrionidae.
UGUUAUGUUUGCGUAUGAUGUAAUGCGCUUUAAAAUUUCGUGAUGAACGAAAAGAUUUAUUGACAACUUAUCAUCAUAACAGAAAUCAGUAUUUGACAGCUUCUAGAGGGAAUUCAGAGAUGGCGUGGCAUGUAACAAUUCGUUGUAAACAUUUUAAAUAAUGUGACUUGUUUUACUCAUAGUUCGUACGUUUUAUUUAACUUUGACUGUUUUCAUUUCAGAGCGAAAGUUAAGGAAAAUUCUGCAUAGAACCAUUUUGGCGAAGGGGUAAUUUUAGCUUUUUUCGGGGAAUUGAAUUAAAAUGGAUUUUUAGUUUUAGUUCUAGUUUUAGUAAUAUGACAUUUUAGUUUUAAUUUUAGUAACCCUGUAAUUUUAUCUUUAAUUCUGAUUCUGCAUGGUUACUAUUUUUAUAUGAUAUUUCGUACAAUUGCUAUUCUAGCUUUAGUUUGUCGUCAAUUUAACAGUUCUGAUUUUAGUUAAUAUGGCACGUGAAUAGAUCUAGUUUUCAUUCAGCUCCCAUAUGUUAUGUUUUUUUUACUUCCCGAAGCUGGGAAGUAUUUUUUAUAUCAUAGCAUCCAUUAUGCGAAUGCCUAAUUUUCAUCUUCUUUCUCUACUUUUCGUAACUCCUAGGAUAAGAAGAGAUAAUAUCCGAAACUAUUAAACUGAUUCUGAAAUUUUAGAUGUAUAUGAUAUUAAAAACCCUGUAUAGACGGUAAAACGUAAACCAAAAUUUAUACAUGUAACCACCCUCAUCAAAAAUUAUAUGCACCAUCACAAAAUUUUGCCAAGUAAAUUCUCUCUAUUUUUAACUUGAUGCAUUAGGUUGAUGGGAAAAAAUAGACAAGAAAACUUUAUAAUUUAGUUUAAAAUCCACGAAACUGAUUGUUCUAAAAUUUUGCGCUAUCAUUAUCACGAACACGCCAAAAGUAUACAAGCUUAUAAACUUCUCUGGACACUCAUUUUUUAAACACUCGCUCCGCUGGUGAUUAAAUAAAUUCGUGACUGAAGAGGCGUUUGUAAAACGUGUUGCAUAAUACACCAUUGUUGAGAAACAAAUACGACUGGAUGAUAAAUACAGUCCUUGUAGGUAAUUUCUUUAACAAAAGUAUUAACUAUAAAUUAAUUAAAUCACUUAAUAAAAUCCUUUUUUAACUAUAUUGUAACAGUGUGUCAAUAUAAGUUAAAUAUCCAAACAAGUGAUGUUAAAACACCUCUUACUAAACUGUUUUCUUAAAUGAAAAAAUGUUCAUCCAACUUUUUAUACAUACAGUAUUAGCUUGUGUAAUGUAGUAUCUUUGGCAUAGUCCCACCUCUUGAUAGUUUUCGAACACAAAUUUUUUAUGUAGUUUCUAGUUUUGGUUGGUAAGCCAAUAAUUUGCAUCAGAAUAGACAUAUAAGUACAUAUUAUUUAACAAUAGGGUUGAGAGGUCUGGGUUCUCUAAGUGGAGAUUGAAAUUAUAGGAUGAAAGUUGAAGUCGGCGUCAGCUUUCAUCCAUAUAUCAUUUAAAGUCGUAGUCAAUCUUCACUAAAAAAUACGUGGUCUGUCAGACACGAACAGGAAUUUUAAAAUAUGCAAUUGUGGACGUUUUUAUUGAUUUAAGGGACCAAAUAUGAAAGUUAUGAAACAUCAUAAUUUUUAAAUUAAGUAAAGUCACAUGAUUUUUUUUGGUGCUGUAACGGGCGAUAAAUUUACUUAUUUUUGGAGAUGUUGGUAUGAAUCAGAACAAUCGUCAUUGUCGUAAAAAUCAAGGUUGUUCUUGUGAAACUUGGAUUUUAUGAUUUCACACCAUUCUAAUCAAGGUUUAUAAUUUCACAGUUAAAUAUUGGCGCCGUUUGGCUGGACACGAUGUCUUUGUCCAGUUUUAUAAUUUCAUGGUUUAAAUUUGUUAAUUUUAACAAAAAGCACAUUUUGCCACUAAAAAUCUUCAUAUUACAGUUAAUUAAGCCUAAUUUGGUGGAAACACAAAUACUUUUACGACUCCCCAAAUAAACUGGUAACUUGUAAACAAUUUUGCGAAAACAACUCCUUUGGAGGGGUCUUUACUUAUAAAAGAUCGAAGGAUCCAAAAAAGACCAGAGUCCUCUAGCCAGUUGCCUGUUUAGUGUGUGUUUGUGUUGUGACACAAAGGGGUAAGUGUUAAAAUCUCCAAAAAUGUGCACGAUUUCAUGAAAAGUUCAAAGUUUUGUUUUUAUUAAUAUUUUUAAAGUUCAAUUUAAUUUUGAUAAUAAAUCGCCCUUUGUAUUCUCGAUUGGAUAACGUUUUGAGAUUUAGAUCUAUUUUUAAAGAUUAAUUUGCAUUGAAAUUAUUAGUUAAACAGUUAUAUUGUUUGAUGAACGCUGACCACGCAACUACUAUAAUGUUCCUUACCAAAUUUUAGAGUUGUUACAAAUUUUUGAGUUGUUACCAAAUUUUUGAGUUGUUACAAAUGUUUGAGUUGUUACCAAAUUUUGAGUUAUGGUACCAAUUUUAAGUUUUGUUAUAUUUUGUUUUAGAUUUUUUUUAAAUAUUUGUUUUAUUAUGCUUUCAAAGAUUUAGUUUCAAAGUUAUAAAGUUUUCUUGAAUUUAUUUAAAAAUGUUUUAAUACUGAAGUUCAUUUUCUGAUAAUUAUAUUUGCAUAUUAAACUACACUACAAUUUAUUGUUAUACCAAAUUAUUCUCAUAUGACUAAAUCUCUUUUGUACAUACUCAUUUCUAAAUUAAAUAUAAUUAUUCAUUUAAGCAAAAUGCAUAUACUUGAAGUAGUCCCUUUGUCCAGUCACUAGAAUGUGUUACCAUCAUCACGAACCAGCCUACGAACAAAUAAAUAAUAUUUUCACUAUAUGUCGGGCACAAGGUCCACGACAAGAGUUUUACAGUUUUAUAUAUAAUAAAUUAACAAAAGUUAAUUUAAUGAAAAUCUCCCAAGCCCGUCACAUAUAGGAGAAAAUUUGGCGCAGUCGGUAGGAUAGGUUUUUGAACUGGAUGUAUAUGCUUUUGUUUGUUUGAGAAUUGUGCGUUCUAGAAAAAUUGAAAAAUUUAAUUUUUAAUAUUUUAUUCACUAAUUGUUGAGAAAUAAUGUUGUUUAGAAAGAGAAAAGAAAUGGUAAGGACUUUUGAGCGUUAUUUUCGAGAAUUUGUUUUUUGACUGGUAAUACUUGAGUACGGACCUGGCGCGAACGAUUUUAAGGACCAUAAUUAACCCAUUAGCCACACUCCAUUGUGACCGUGAAUGCGUGCGGGAUGUGUGGGAUGGCUUAGGAGGUCAGAUUGAACUAUUUUACGAUCGAGCGAAAAAUGCGUAAAGUUUACUUCCUAAAUACUUGCUUAUGUAGGAUUAUUGCAAUCGACGAAAAUACUGAGUUACGUAGAAAUUAAAAUUUUUAAGCUAGCAAAAUGUCAGUAUCAAAGAUACAGUUUAAAAAAGGGCGAUUGAAAAAUGUGAUGGAUAAGUGCAUUAUUUUCAUGAAAAAAAAUUUUUUUUUCAUUAAAUUUUAGAAAUGUUAUAAAAACAGUAAAAAUGGUGUUUAGUGACUAACUUAUUUUUGGAAAUUAUUAUUCAUUAAUUUAGGAAUUUAUUUCAGUAAAUGACAAGAUCAAUAAAUAGAAUAAUAAAUUUUAGUAGAUUGACAGAUCUAGUUAUAUCCGUAAAAAAAAAAGAGGCCAAAAUCGCAGUUAUUUUAUAAAUAUUCCAGGUGGUGAUUAUUUUUAAUUAAAACAAUUGAAAGAGGAUUGACAGGUGUUUAAGAUGAUUCCGUUGUUUCCAGUUUUUUUUUUAAGUACACACUGUAUUUAAAUUUGUGCAUUUUGGUAGUAGAAUGAAGAGUUAUUUUGUAAACACAGUAACCAUAAACAAUUUUUUUUUUUAAAGGAAAACAGUAUUACAAUUUUGCGCAAGAUAUAAAGCACAUCACGAGAUCAAGCACAUAUUAAGAGUAACUUGCACUUUUGUGGUAAAAUUGUUUGAAAAGGUGAUAUUUCCGUAUUAUUUAACACCCAGCUAUAAAACUUCGUACCCCGUAAUUUAAUUUGAAGCUAACGAAUCACGAGCGACGAAAAACAAAGAAAACGGAGAGAAACAUUAAAAUUUCAAAGUCUGUUCUGAAAUGUCCAUUUUUUUUUAUGAUGUAUUUGGUCUAAAUUAGCCGGAAAUCUAUUUUAACGAAAUUCAUUUAUGAGAACUAAAGUAUUAAAAAAAAAAAAGUAAACUAGUUAACUUCGUCUAACCCCAGAAUUGGUAAUAAAAAUAGGCAGAUCACCAUGACGAAGUCACAUAAAUUUCGUCAUGCUUCAUCUUAGAAUUAAAAUCUCACUUUCCUUUAACGUUCGGGAAUAAUUGUUCAAAAUUGAAUAGUACAUACAGACGCGUUAUUGAACCGUUUCGAUCAAGCACUAUUACCGGGUGAAGCUCUCCAAAAAUUCCGAAACUGCAGACAACGACAGGAUGAACCUGUACAAGAAUAUUCUGAGCGAUUACAAAUAAUUGCCGCUUCUACUUGGAAAAAAACCGGUGAUCAAAGAAAAGAUAGAAUUUUGGCUGAACGCAUUCAAGAAGAAUGCUUAUAUCAAUUUCUUAACGGACUAUUACUAAAUUUACAAGCAAAAGUUUAUGCAGGUGAUCCGAUUUCAUUUGAACAAGCAGUUAAAAUCGCCAUUAGAGAAUCACAGAUAGAAAGAUUGCUGAAAAAAAAUAACCGAAGUGAUAUGAUUCGUAAACUGGACAAUGAUCCAGAUGCUCGUGAAAAUUUAAAUAAAAAAUCUAACGCAGUUGGGACAUAUAAGGAAUUAAAAUCAAACGAUGAAAAAUUGAUUGCAAAUACUUAUUUUUCAACAAAUCAGAAAAAUAACGAGAAAAAUGAAAACACUGCAAGAAUGAAUCUGCGACAACCGUAUAAUAGAAAUUUAAAUCAGUAUCGACCAACUGGUUUUAGUUAUGGCUUUGCUGCGAAUAUUUGCAAAUAUUGUCACAAGGCAAGAGGACAUUACAUUACAUGCCCUAAUAUAGUUUGUUUUCAAUGUGGCCAAAGAGGUCACAUCAGGUCAAAUUGUGCAAAUCUGACUAAUUAUCGGCAGAAUUUUUGGACGACACAAAGACGACCAAAUAAUAAUAAUAACUCGAGGGUUGGAUUUUAUCAAGCUGAGAAACCUCCUGUAAAUAUCCGGAACACUCGUAAAAAUCCAUUCACUAAGCCAGUGUUGGUCGAGCGAGAAAAGGACAUCAGUCACACAUUAAAGCCAAGUAAUAUCAAUAACCAUAAAACUAUUUUUAAAAUUAAUUUAGGCUCCGAAAAUUUAAAUGCGUUUAUGAUUUUUACAGAAUGUGGGAAACAGUUGCAUGCAAUUAUAGAUACCGGAUCGGAAAUAUCACUUGUAAAAAGUCGAGUAAUUUGUGAAUUAAAUUUAAUAACAAAAGUAUUUAAAUCUGAUACUGAAUUAGUUGACGUACAAGGUAAUGCAAUAACUCAGUGUGGGUCGGUUGUAAUGGUCUUAACAGAUAAAAUUAAUUUAACAUUUAAUCAUAAGUUCAUUGUAGUCCAAGAUAAUAUUCGAUUUGGUGGUGAUAUACUAGUAGGUUUGGAUUUUAUGUCUAAACAUUCGGCAAGUAUUUGUUGGAAGCGUAAAAUUUUUAAACUUUAUGAUAUUUCAUUUACUCUGCUCACGGAAGAUGAGGUCAAGGUUGGAUAUUUAAAAUUAGAUUCUGAAAUUGAGAAACAAUGUCAAUGUUCAGAUUGUUUGUAUAAUAAUUCAAUAAGGAUCAAUAAUCGCUAUAAAAAAAUUAAAGACAUGAUAAAGAUGCCGUUAAGUGAACAAGAAGUUGGCCCAAUAAUGAAAUUAGAUGAAGAUCUGCUCCAGAUUAACAAUGUACCUGAAGGAAAAAUGUUAAGUUCCAACGUAAAUGUUUUUAAUUCUAGUGGCGAACACAUUUUGAGUCCAGUGAAGGACUUAGUGUUACCCGAGAAAGGGGUUGUUUGCUCAAGGGAGCUAGUGUUACCCGAGAAAGGGGUUGUUGGUUGCUCAGUAAAGGAGCUAGUGUUACCCGAGAAAGGGGUUGUUUGCUCAAGGGAGCUAGUGUUACCCGAGAAAGGGGUUGUUGGUUGCUCAGUAAAGGAGCUAGUGUUACCCGAGAAAGGGGUUGUUUGCUCAAGGGAGCUAGUGUUACCCGAUAAAGGGGUUGUUGGUUGCUCAGUAAAGGAGCUAGUGUUACCCGAGAAAGGGGUUGUUUGCUCAAGGGAGCUAGUGUUACCCGAUCAAGGGGUUGUUGGUUGCUCAGUAAAGGAGCUAGUGUUACCCGAGAAAGGGGUUGUUGGUUGCUCAGUAAAGGAGCUAGUGUUACCCGAGAAAGGGGUUGUUGGUUGCUCAGUAAAGGAGCUAGUGUUACCCGAGAAAGGGGUUGUAGGCUCAAUGAAGCCAGAGUUACCCGUGCAAUGGGAAGGUGAUGUUAUUAAUGAUGUUGUUAAACUGCAGUUAUUUAGUUCUAAGGAGCAGAAGUGGCGCGAUAGUUCUGUGUCCUCGAGGACUGAAAAAAAGUUUUAGGUCAGUAAAGGAAACUGACAGUUGUUUAAUACUUGACAGCAAGGUCAAGGAAAUUGAGAACUCGAGUGAGCAUGAUUGUUAUAGGUCAGUAACAAAAGAUGCCAUGAAGGCACAAUCUGCUAAAUGGUCUGGCCAACCGUGUCACCACUUUUUGUCAGAAAGACCGAGUAUAGGUGUCAAUAACUUGAAAACUAAUGAAAAGGUUAAAAAGAAGUUAUACAAAAAGGAGAUUGUAAAAGAAAAUAGACCCGACAUGAUCUUAGUCGCUGAGUUAGGAAUGGAUGAUAAAAUAAACAAAGGAUAUCCAUUAUAUUUAACAUCAAGAACAGUAAUCCCUCCUAACUGUCGCAAAUUAUGUCAGGCCUUAGUCACUUAUUGGGAUCCGUUAAAGUUAAUUAUCGUAGAACCCUUAUCACCAACUAUUGAGUCGUUAUUUUGGCUGGCAAGAAGUUGUAACAGAGCAGAAAAAGAGAUUGUGAUUUUAUUAGUGAAUGUGUUGCCACAUCCAAUAGAAUUAGAAAAAGGAACUAAAAUUGGAACUUAUUCAUUUAUAAGAAGAAUACAAGAGAAUAAAAAUGGAGAUGAUUUAAUAACAAAAGAAAUCUCUGAAGAAGAAAUUCAGGAAUUAUUGGAUAUUCUAAGGUACCCCAAGGAAGAUAAAGAAAUCGCAGAACCAUUGGAACAAUUGAUUAGAGAGUUUGUUGACAUAUUUAAAACACCAAGCCAACCUUUAAAAUGCACUAAUAAAGUUCAGCAUAGGAUUAUCACGGAAGAUGUUCCACCCAUCAGUAAACGUCCAUAUAGAGUACCUUAUCAUCGUCAUGAGAUCUUAGAUAAGGAAAUACAAACAUUGUUAGAUAAUAACAUAAUAGAAGAAAGUACUUCACCAUGGUCUUUUCCAGUCUUGCUAGUAGAAAAAAAAAGACAUCCAGGAGAAGAGCCUGAAUUCCGAUUGUGUAUUGAUUAUAGAGAACUUAAUAAGAUUACUAAACCUGAUUAUUUUCCGUUACCAGUCAUAACCGAAACAAUUGACCAACUUAGUGGAUCAAGCUUAUUUUCUGUAUUGGACUUAGCAAUGGGCUUCUUUCAAAUACCCUUAUAUACCAAAUUUACUGAAACAAAUGCAUAAAGCACUCACAGAAGCUGCUAAAAAUUUAGAAGGAUCCAUAAAUCAACGUUGCGAAAAAUACAAUAAAAAUGUAAUUACGAAAGAGUAUCAGCUAGGAGAUAAGGUAUGGCUAUAUACACCAUCUAUAAAAGGAAAGAAAUUAGCUACAAAAUUUGUACCAAAAUGGACUGGACCCUACAGAAUUGUUUUAAGAACUGGACCAGUAAAUUAUAGAAUCAUCGAAAUUGGUUCUGCUAAUGAACAAUUAGUUCAUGCAGCGCGAUUAAAACCUUGGAAAAUAAGAACAGCAGAAUCUGAUGACCAACUAGAGAAUGAAGAAACUGAAGAUAUUCAAUUAAAACUGGAUUAUUCUGAUGAAAGUGAUGAUCAAGAAGAACUUGAUUGGAUCGAAGGGCCAAUUGAUGUAAAUCAACUAUACGAAACUGCAAAUCCAAAUACACUAACGGUAUCCACAGAAAAUGGUGAAAAUCUAGAAUUAAAAGACCCGUUAUAUGUCUCAUUAGAUGACAUCGUUAUAAGCGACGAACAAAAUGUAAAAGUCAAACAAGAAAAUGAUAUUCAAAAAGAAAUAAGUUCUGCUGAAUCAGAAGCUUCUGAUAUGAGUUCAGACAGCUUAAACUCUGAAACAGAGGAGUUAAAUGAACCAACCUCAUCUAUCGUGCGUAGUCCACCGCGUCAUGCUUAUCAUACAAGGAGCAAAGGACAAGCUCCCGAGUAUCCGUGGGUAUUACAUAAACAUAUAUAAAGAAAGUUCUAAGUUAAACGUAUCAAAUACAGAUUUGGCAAGUUUAGAACUCUAUAAUUACUUUUAAUCCAAGAUAGUAGUUACGUGGUCUUAUUAUUUUUUAGGAACCAUCCAAAAACGAAGUGAUGAUACUGACUACAAAGAGGCGUAAAUAUAUAUAUCUUAUUACUGCAUAUCACGGAGAUUAAAACACUUGCCCCUGCUGGCAUAGUCUUACUUUUCAAUUAUUAAUCUUUUUUUAAAAGAGGACUCUCACUAACAAUAGAUAGUAGGAUUUUGAUUUUAGUAUAAGGCUUUUACUAACACACAUUGGGAAUGAGUGUUAUAGAUCGACAUAUUAUCGAGUGGGUAGAGUCAAGAGUCAACUCUUGAGCAUGGGAAUGAUGUUAUCCGAAGACCCACAUGCCAGCGAGCUUAAAGUCCGAAACAAAGAACUUAGCUGAAGGACCAUCAACUUUUAAGAAUUUUGAGAAUCGAUUGAGGUUACUGCAAAAUUAUCUCAAUCUGGACAGUUAAUGAAAAGGAGUCCUUGGUGACACGACUCGAUUGUGCUGGCAAACAUGAAAAUUGGAAUCCUCCCUCGAUCUGGUCGAAUCUACAUUCCCUAUGUGAAGACGCCUUUCCAUCUAUGUUUCAAGACGGAUAGAAGAAAGAUUAUAGUAGUUAGGAAUUUUAGAUACGGCAAAGGAUUUGGUUUGGUUUCCAAAGACUCAUUUUUCUACAAACCGAACAGCCUUUUGGGAAUUUUAUUCUACAGCUUG